This is a messenger RNA of Anopheles coluzzii, 4526 nucleotides long. It is a transcript of the gene pyx, whose product is annotated as transient receptor potential channel pyrexia. Gene Ontology annotation, cellular component: membrane. Gene Ontology annotation, molecular function: monoatomic ion channel activity; protein binding. NCBI's taxonomy places the organism in Eukaryota, Metazoa, Arthropoda, Insecta, Diptera, Culicidae. The transcript has 7 exons. Bases 1692 to 4499 code for a protein of 935 amino acids. Gene Ontology annotation, biological process: monoatomic ion transport; transmembrane transport. The record is from RefSeq and is a predicted model, not a curated record.
UCAUCUCGACGGUGUCAUCGACGGUGGACAGAGGAAUGGAACGUGUCUUAAUUAUAACAGCUUGACAAAUGUGAUGUUUCUUGCCGCUUGCCCCAGCUAGCACACUGCCUUCCCCCACAGACAAGAUCUCCCAAAGCCAGGGAGGUGUACCGGAUGUACGCUUGUUGUCUCUCGCGCGCGCGGCACUCUGCAGCGACGAAACCAAUCAACACAGGCUCGUUAGAAUCCGCUGGGUGUCGCUAAGUUCCCGGGAUUCGCGGCGAAUCACUCAUCCUCGCGAGGCGAGGCGAAGAAAUGACGAGUGCUAAUUAGCAACACUGCCUAACACAUACACACACACAUCUCGCUCUUCAUCCGCCAUUCCUCCCAUUUGGUGUUUUGGAGUACGUUCCCCACGAGGCAGAAGAAUACGCUCCACGCUCAAAUGUUGCGCCCCAUUCGUAACCUUUCUAUCGCUCACUCUCUAAGCAAGUGGAGGAUCAUAUCCUUCCUCUAGGCCGCAAACGGCCUUUCGUACCACGCUCCCCCUCUGUGCCUUAAUGGCGGGCGACGAGUUUCCAUCUCAAUUUCACCAUUCCGCCAUGUUCUUCGGCGAUGGUGUCAGAGAUUUUCCGUUUCGAAUUGGAUUUUCCCUCUCAGUGUGUUCCACCACGAUUUCGGAGGUGAGGGGAGGGGGUUGCUCUUGCUUGCUCUUUCCCACUCUAAUUGGACAAGGGUACACACUCCAUUUGGUGCUUAUUUUCCGACCCAUCACUUCCCCCCUCAAACCACUCUAGGGGUUGUUCGUGAGGGUGGACGCAACAACACAAAAAAAGAACAUGCCGCCUGUGCACAAACACACACACACACACACACGCCUGUCCCUGGCAUGCUUGUUCGCACCUUGCUGAGAUUCGCGCCGAAGAAAUGAGAUGUGUGUUUUGCGCAGUCAGCCGGCGCCCGCCCUCCCCUUUAUCCCGCGAUCGAAUGCAACACGCAGUUUUCCGCCCAUCCGGUUCGCGCGGCUGUGAUCUUACGUUUGCUGCUCUCUUUCAGUCUCUCUCUCUUUAUCUCUCUGCAUCUCUCGCACCGUGCUGUUCUCCGUGGUUCGUACAACAUGGAUUUUUCUCACCAUUUCAAUCCCACCGGGGCUUAGAAAACCGGCGCGGGGAAAACGCUCGAUCGUCGCUGUUCUCGGAAGGUGGAGAAACCCGGAGACGCCAGGGGGGAGGGGGCGAAGGAAAGCGCCGGCAAUGCUGGGUAGAAGGGAAGGUAGGAUCGGCGGUCGUCCUUGGGUGUCGGUUGGGUUUCACCGGCGUCCAAGUUGACGUUCAGUCGGCGCGUGGUGUUCCAACGGUUCAGAAGAGAGGCAUCAGCUUUCCAAUCUUUUUGUUGUAGUUUGUGUUGUUAUUGUUUUUGUUGUUGUUGUUGUUGUUGCAAUUGUAUUAACAGUGCACCUGGAGCGGCUACACAGGCAACAUCGUGUCGUGCAUAUAUAGGUUAACCGUGUGGCAGCCGCUUUGUGAACCGCUGUGCGCCGGGUUAAUCAGCCAGAUCAAUCCCGCGCAGCUAACAGACACAACACUUUGCGACGUUGACAGCGUGUACAUCAGCCCGGCAAAGCGUUUGCGGAUGGUACGCGCGGCACACCGAACCAGAGAGCACUCCACACGGACGCUGCGCUGGUCAAUGUGCCCGCCGGGGCACACGGCAUGGAUACGGUGCGCUUUUCAAUCAUAGAAAAUGAGAUGCGCUGGGAGGAUGAGUACCGGAUGUACUACCAGGAGGAGCAGGCGGACGAGGGCAGCGAGCCGACGGACAGUGCCGGCCGCUUCCGGCUGAGCAUCUCGAGCGAGAGCGACGUCGGUGGCGUCGAGAUUUCGUCCCCGAACCAGCCGCACGAUUUUGGCAGCGGGCGCGAAGGGCAGGAAGAGAUCUGGGCGUACGCCGACAUCGAGGCGGGCCUGAAGGAGCUGCCCGGCGGUGAUCGGGUGGCCGAGCUGCUCGGCUGCAGUGUGGUACCGGCCGGCGACAUUCUGCAGGACACGGGCCCCGACCAGCGCGACACGGUCGUACUGCUGGCGGUGUGGUACAGCAAGCACGACCUGCUGCGCAAGCUGCUGGCGCUCGACGGCGUCAGUGCGGGCGUGUGCGAUGCGGCCGGCCGGACCGCGCUCCAUCUGGCCUGCUACAUCGGCGACUACAAGGCGACGGAGGUGCUGCUGCAGCACGGCGCCAAGGCACAGUGCUGGGAUCGGGAGAAAACCGCCACACCGCUGCACUGUGCGGCCAGCUGCGGCAGCCUCGAGUGCGUAACGCUCCUGCUCGCCCAGAGCGUGGACAUCAACGCCGGCAUCGAGAAGCACUCCGCGCUGCACUACGCGGUCAUGCGCAACAGCAAGCGCUGCGUCGAGUAUCUGCUCGCGCACGGUGCCAACCCGAACACGCCGCAGGUCUACACGCAGACGCCGCUGCACGUGGCCGCCGCCCUCGGGUACGGCGAGUGUAUGGAGCUGCUGCUGGCGCACGGGGCCGACGCCCGCUCCCAGUACGGGCAGAAGAAGAUCACCGCCCUGCAUCUGGCCGCCUCGGAGAACUAUCUCGACUGCGUGCGGCUGCUGGUGGCGGCGGGCGCCAACAUCGACGCCCGCAACCGGGACCAGCAGACGCCCCUGCACCUGGCCUGCCUGUCCCAGUGCCACGAAACCGUCACGUACCUGAUCGCCCAGCGGGCCGACGUGCACGCGGUCUACCGGGACGGGCGCACCGCCCUGCACGCCUCGAUCGUGAAGGAGUCCCGGUUUUGGGACUGCACGCUCAGCCUGCUGAAGGCGAAGGUGGACGUGAACCGGGCGGACAACUUCGGCUACACGCCGCUGCACAUUGCCGCACUGAACGAGUUCAGCACGUGCGUGUACAUGCUGAUCGAGUACGGUGCGGACAUAACGGCACGCACGAACGGCGGCGUAUCGGCGCUGUCGUUCAUCAUACGCCGCACGCCGGAGAUAAUACCGCGCUACGUGGACAAGCUCGAUGCGGCCAUCAGCGUGAACAGCAUACACGAGAUCGGCGACGUGGACUGCGAGAUACGGCUGGACUUUCGGCUGCUGGUGCCGAACAACGACCGCGGCGAGACGGAGCUGCUGCUCGCGUUCAUCGAGGUGGGCCAGAAGCGCAUCCUGAAGCAUCCGCUCUGCGAAACGUUCCUGCUGCUCAAGUGGCGCCGGAUACGGAAGUUUUUCAUCUUCAGCCUGUUCUACCACGGGCUGUUUGUGCUGCUGUUUACCGCGUACGUGCUCGGGGUGUACGUGCGCGACUGCCGGGCGGAGCCGUGCCCGCUGCCCGCCUACAUACCGGCGGUCGGGUACGUCAUCAUCCUGUUCAACCUGGUGCUGCUGACGAAGGAGAUCUUCCAGAUGAUGCACGGCUUCGUCAGCUACGUCCGGUACUGGGAGAACUGGCUGCAGUGGAGCAUCGUGAUCGGCAUUUUUCUCUGCACGCACAACACACUGAACGAAUCGAACGCCAUCAUGAACUGGCAGCACCAUGUGGCGGCCGUCGUCAUCUUUCUGGCCUGGCUCGAGCUGAUGAUGUUGGUGGGCCGGUUUCCCAUAUUCGGCCUGUACGUGCAGAUGUUUACCACCGUGGCGGUAAACUUUUCCAAAUUUCUGAUGGCCUACUGCUGCCUGCUGGUCGCGUUCGGGCUCAGCUUCUGCGUGCUGUUCCCGAACUACAUCGCGUUCAAGGAGAUACCGCGCUCGCUGCUGAAAACGAUCGUCAUGAUGGCGGGCGAGCUCGAGUUCGAGGACAUCUUCUACGGCGAGAAUCUGAAGAUCGAGUACCCUGCCACCGCGCACGGCAUGUUUCUCGCGUUCGUCCUGCUGGUGACGGUCAUCCUGACCAAUCUGCUGGUCGGUCUGGCCGUCAGCGACAUCCAGGGGCUGCAGCAGUCGGCCGGGCUCGACCGGCUGUCCCGCCAGGCGGAGCUGAUUUCCCGGCUGGAGAGUCUCAUGUUUUCGCGCCUGCUGCGCAAAGCGCCGAUCCGCAUCUGGGCCAUCUUUCAGAAGAUCGCGCUGCUGAAGACGUCCCGCUGCCGGUUACACUUUCGCGUCAAGCCGAACGAUCCGCGCGAGAAGCGGAUUCCGCGGGAGCUCAUCACCUCGAUCUACAAGCUGGUGGCGGAGCGGCGCGAACGCAACCAAUCGAUCAAGCGCAGGCGCACCUACCGAAACAUGCAGACUUUUAACCGCUUCCUGCUGGACGAUGCGGACGACGAUGGGGCCGUCACGCUGCGCCGGAAGCACUUCAAAACGGUCAACAAAAAGCGCACCAUCUCGGAGCACCCGCACGGUGGGAUGCGGCCCGACACGAUGCCGCCGGUCAUGCCGGGGGCGCGCAUUUCUAACACUAACGCCGGGGCGCUCAAAACGCUCGAGGACAACCAGAAAGCCAUCCUGAAGCGGUUAGACGAGCUGGGCAAGGACCUGGACAUUCUUAAGGGUAGAAUAAAAAAGCCUUAGGGCACUACAGCAUACAGUGCGAAAUAA